Callorhinus ursinus (northern fur seal) is the source of this 1223-nucleotide messenger RNA. NCBI's taxonomy places the organism in Eukaryota, Metazoa, Chordata, Mammalia, Carnivora, Otariidae. The record is from RefSeq and is a predicted model, not a curated record.
CGCCUGCGCAGGAAGUCGUGGCCCAGCGUGCAUGUUGGGUUACCCUCACUGACAGGCACAGGAACGAGGUCGGAGGGCAGAGUACGCGGGAGCCGCACGGGGGCCAGAACAGCUGCUGACGCCUGGUCUGGGUCAGUGAGGAGUCCUGGGGACCGGGCCCGGCCUGGUGCUCCCAUACUCAUCCAACGCUCUCCUCACAGGGGAUGACCCCAGCGAGGUGCCUGCGCCUCCGUUCAGGGCGGACCCUGCAGGUUUUCUAUCAGAUGUUCCACCGUAAUAAUGCUGGAGUUAAGAAGUCUCCGUUUUCUUUGCUCCAAACCAGAAGACUUUGUUCCCUGCAUAUAGAGUAGGAGUAAUGUUGGUUAAAAACUGGCUGGUGUUUAAAACUGAAGAUUGUCAUGACUGUUUAACCUAAACCCUAUUCUGAAGUAAAAAUAAUUGUCUUGGAAAUACUAAGUUGGGUAACCCACAUUUGCUUUUGGAACCAUGAAAAUUUUACUUGUUUUUGACUUUGACAAUACAAUCAUAGAUGAUAAUAGUGACACCUGGAUUGUACAGUGUGCUCCAGAGAAAAAGCUUCCUAUUGAACUACAAGAUUCUUACGAAAAAGGAUUUUGGACAGAAUUUAUGGGCAGAGUCUUUAAGUAUUUGGGAGAUGAAGGUGUAAGAGAAGAUGAAAUGAAAAGAGCAGUGACAUCAAUGCCUUUCACUCUAGGGAUGGUGGAACUUUUGAACUUUAUAAGAAAGAACAAGGAUAAAUUUGACUGCAUCAUUAUUUCAGAUUCAAAUUCAGUCUUCAUAGAUUGGGUUUUAGAAGCUACCAGUUUUCGUGAUGUGUUUGAUAAAGUGUUUACAAAUCCAGCAGCUUUUGAUAGCAAUGGUCAUCUCACUGUGGAAAAUUAUCAUGCUCAUUCUUGCAACAGGUGCCCAAAAAAUCUUUGCAAAAAUGUAGUUUUGGUAGAAUUUGUAGAUAAACAGUUACAAAAGGGAGUGAAUUAUACACGAAUUGUUUAUAUAGGUGAUGGUGGAAAUGAUGUCUGCCCGGUAACUUUUUUAAAGAAGAAUGAUGUUGCCAUGCCACGGAAAGGAUACACUUUACAGAAAACUCUUUCCAGAAUGUCUCACAAUCUUGAACCUAUGGAGUCUUCUGUUAUAGUUUGGUCUUCAGGUGUUGAAAUAAUUUCUCAUUUACAAUUUCUAAUAAAGGAGUAAUAUGCCAACAA